UAGUCUUGACGUUUUUCUCUACGUUUGAUGUUUGUACUCGUAGCGCAUAAUGCGUCCACAUGGAUACGGAGAAAUUCAAAUUUGCCCACGUCUACGAAUUAAAAUAUAAUAUGAAACGCGGUGAAACUUUUUAACUUUUUCCUCUCUCGAUUAGCUGCCGCUGUAUAAUAAUAUUAUGUUAUACGUCAUGUGCACUACAAUAAAUCGAUUUCUAUGCGUAUGCGAUCACCAACCGGCACCGUCGACGACAUUCACUCGUCAACAUGAUCACAGCCCGUUUGAUCGUCCUCUGCUUGGCCCUCGCGAUUAUCCCAAUCCACGCGCUGGCCGCUGGAGUUGACAAUGUUUUAUCCGCGAAUCUGUCAUCGGAAUCAAGAGAUAUUACAUAUCCAUGCAAAUGUGAAGCAAGCAGAUGCAGUUGUUGCAGUGGAAACAUAUUGCAAAACUUUAACCUUAACUUCCGGCAACGGCUGUGCACCAACAUUUCGUACGAUUCCGAUGAUUUUGAAUUCAACGUGCGUAUACUGUUCAAUGAUUACACCCUGUUCAACAGAGUCGUAUCAGGCAGGAAUCCGCGACCGAUUUGCGUGCCGAUAUUCCCACCGGCCUGGACCCGGAGCCGUGUGUGCCUAAAGUUCAGCAACGUAUACUUCGUGGGCCGUAACGUACACGUGUGCCUGAGCAUGGAAGCGCAAACCGAAAAGGAGCCCGUGUUCGCGGUGGACUUCAAUUGCGUGCGCAUGGGCACCCAAGGGGUAGCGCUGCUGAAACCCGAGGAUGGUGGAGGCCUCCCGGUGCCCCCGGAUCCUGACGAGGACGUGCCUCAGGUCGGAGGGACGACCGCGGACGCAACCGCCCCAACCACGGCCUCGGCGGUGGUGGUGAAGAAUAAAAAAAAAGCGAAACCUCCGACCACAACCGCAUAAUAGUAUUCUCGCCACAGUCGAUUUCCAUCCGGACCGAUGAUACGAAUAGCUUUCGAUUCAUAGAAGAAUUUAUUUAUAAGGUCGGUAACAAUAUUUAUGAAUAGUUAUAUCAAAUUAUAAUUGUUUAAAUUAUUUAAUAA
Sipha flava (yellow sugarcane aphid) is the source of this 1066-nucleotide messenger RNA. RefSeq lists its product as uncharacterized. Lineage: Eukaryota; Metazoa; Arthropoda; Insecta; Hemiptera; Aphididae. The record is from RefSeq and is a predicted model, not a curated record. Bases 264 to 926 code for a protein of 220 amino acids. The transcript has 4 exons.